GUGACCACAGGGACGCGGUAUUUUUGGCACGGGGGUGGAGCCUGUGCAGCCAGCCUAGCACCAUGCCGCCCUGGGAUGGGCAGCUCAGACCCCCAGCUUGGCCGCCGGGACCCAGGUAGGACAAGGGCCCAGAUGGAGCCCCGAGGCGGUGGAACCCCCGGGUCUCGUGCGGCAGGAGCCGCAUGUGCGGUGUAGUGCCUGGGGCCUGAACCCACGAAGACCCCACUGGACCCAUUCUGCUACCCUCCAGUGCCUCUGCUGACCCCACAUGGAAAAUUUCCAGUACAGCGUCCAGCUGAGUGACCAGGACUGGGCUGAGUUCUCAGCCACUGCCGAUGAGUGUGGCCUCCUGCAGGCUGGCCUGGCCUCUGGGGACGAGCCCUUGUCCAGUGACAUUGACCAAGGGGACAGCAGUGGCAGCAGUCCCCCCAGGCCCCCGCCUCUCCCAACUGGGCAGCCAGCUGCAGGAGGGCGGAGCUGGCGGGGCUGCGAGGGGGAGGACGUGGCCACACAGCAGCUGGUCAGCAGGUCUCUGUGUGAGCCUGUCUUGGCCCUGGGGACCGGUCAGCAGACACCCAGCACGUCCACACGGGCAGAGGCUCCACCGUCCCUCGGCCCCGGCGCCAGCCCUCCCGGCCAGUGCUCAUCCCGCCCUGGUCCGGCGUCUUCUGGAGACCAGAUGCAGAGGCUUCUGCAGGGCCCUGCCCCACGGCCCCCUGGUGAGCCCCCUCGGAGUCCCGAGUCCCCUGGCCACAGCACUGGCUCCCAGAGGCCCCCCGAUAGCCCUGGAGGCCCACCACGGAGCCCCAGCCGGAAGAAGAGGCGAGCUGUGGGUGCCAAGGGGGGUGGGCACGCAGGGGCCUCUACCUCUGCCCGGACGGGCUCCCCGCUGCUCCCCGCGGCCAGUCCUGAGACGGCAAAGCUGACGGCCAAAGCCAGGCAGGAGGAGCUGGGGCCAGGCCCUACAGGAGCUCCUGAGCCAGGGCCAGAUUUGGGCCUAUCUACACCCGUCCCUGUGACUGAGCAAGGCACAGACCAGAUCAGAGCCCCUCCCCGAGCUGAGCUGCACACGGGGUCCACACCUGUCCAGGAAGCCCACCCAGGUGUCUCAUGGGCUAAGUCAGACCUGGCUAUGUCCACACCUGCCUCCGAGCCGCAACCUGACACGGCUGUGUCCACACUGACUUCUGAGCCUCAGUCCAGUGUGGCCCUGUCUACACCCGUCUCCAAGCUGCAACCUGACACGGACACGGCUGUGUCCACACCUGCCUCCGAGCAUGGCCUGGACAUGGCCUUGCCGACAGCAGGCCCAGUGGCUAAGCUACAGGUGGCUUCAUCUCCACCUGUCUCAGAGGCUGUGCCGAGGGUGACCGAGUCCAGCGGGCUUGUGUCUACCCCUGUUCCCACAGCUGACGCCGCUGGCCCCGCCUGGUCUCCCACCCGCAGAGCUGGGCCUGAUGUGGAGACGGAAGCGGUUGUGUCUGCGCCCUCAGCCGGGGCCCCUGGAUACCGCUCUGGGGAGCCCGCACUGGGUCUCACCCAAGUCCCCAAGAAGAAGAAAGUGCGCUUCUCUGUGGCUGGGCCCGGCCCCAACAAGCCAGGCCCAGGAGAGGCCUCAGGCCUGGCCCCAUCGGCCACAGCCAGGCCCUCAGCCCCCCGGACAGCAACUGGGGGCCACGGGGGGCCCGGAGCCUGGGAUGCUGUGGCUGUCGGUCCCCGGCCCCACCAGCCUCGGAUCCUCAAGCACCUGCCUCGCCCCCCUCCCUCUGCCGUGAUGAGGGCCCGGCCCGGGCGCAGCUUUGCCGUGACCCUCCCGGAGGCCUACGAGUUCUUCUUCUGUGACACCAUCGAGGAGGACGAGGAUGCUGAGGUGGCAGCAGCCGGUCAGGAUCUGGCAGACAUCCAGUGGCCGGACAUGUGCGAAUUCUUCUUCCAAGACGCUGGAGCCCAGAGGCCGAGGCAGCGGGGGUCCCCGGCGCCACUCCCAAGAGCUGAUCCUGUACCAGCCCCCGUACCUGGAGACCCUGUGCCCAUCUCCAUCCCUGAGGUCUAUGAACACUUCUUCGGGGACGACAGGCUUGAGGGCGUGCUAGGGCCGGCUGUCCUGCCCCAGCUGCAGGCCCCGGAGCCUCCCAGGUCGGCCUUCCAGGGUGCGGGGCCGGGGACCCCCCUCAAGCCAGCCACAGUAGAGCGGCUCCACCUGGCUCUUAGGCGGGCAGCGGAGCUCCGGGGGCCUGUCCCGUCAUUUGCCUUCAGCCAGAAUGACAUGUGCCUGGUGUUUGUAGCCCUUGCCACCUGGGCUGUGAGGACGUCAGAUCUGCACACCCCAGACGCUUGGAAAACAGUCUUGCUGGCCAACAUCGGCACCAUCUCUGCCAUCCGCUACUUCCGCCGGCAGGUGGGGCAAGAGCGCCACAGCCCCAGCUCCUAGGAGCCAGGCCCGGGCCAGGGAGAUGCGGGAUGAGGAGAUGACCACAGGCACCCAGGACGGGACGAGGUGCUACCCUUGCCCGAGCCCUCUGACCCCUGUCUUCUACGGUGUCCAGGAGGGGGGCGUGUCCUGGUGCUGCUCCCUCGGACUCACCUGAGGAUCCAGCCAGUGGCCAUGGCCACUCCCCACGCCUGGGAGGGAAGGUGCUAAAGUCUGGGUGGGUGGAGGGAGGCAGGUGGCUGGAUAGGAGGGUGGCCAGAUUCACAGAUGAGAACACAGGGCAUUUGGUUAAUUUCAGACAUGCAAUAGUGGGGAGGUCAUUUUACUAAGAAGUUAUUUGUUGUUUAUCUGAAAUCACAUUUAACCGCACCCUGCAUUUCUUCCGGGAUGCAGUGGGGGCUGAGUGGCAGGACAGGACUUGGACCCUGGAGGGGUCUGAGCAGCGAGAGGCUCUGGUUGGAGCUCUGGGCAAACGGAGGGGCGAGGACACAGGGCAGCCUCCUCACAGGUGGGCCGGGCUGCCAAGGGCUCCAAGGCCCAUCACUCUUGAUCCUCAAGGGACUGUGGCCAAGGCCUCUCUGAGCUCUGGCCUGAGACAGUGAAGGCAGCCCAGCGGCCCCUGCAGGGUGGGGGUCUGUGGCAGAGCUGCGAGCCCCUCCCUGGGAAGCCCUGGGUGCAGGUGCAGAGGGAGAAUUUGGCGGCAUCAGACGGAGGGCUGGGCUCCUGGGGUUGUCCUGGCGGCUCUUGUGGGGCAGCUGGGGGCCCACGGCCAAGGGGAGUCAGAGACGAGUUGGGAAGGUCGGUGAGGGGCCGAAGGUGGCAGAGGAAGGGGGCUGCCUGGCUGGGUGCCAGGUGGGGGUCCCCGGGUGGGGGUCCUGCCAAGGCAGUGCGUGCAGGGUCCUCAAGACUGUGGGAGAUCCUGGCUGCUGAGCGGAGAACACGUGUACGCGGCACCAAUAAAAUUCUUUCUUUUCUUUUU
Macaca mulatta (Rhesus monkey) is the source of this 3410-nucleotide messenger RNA. RefSeq names its product PPARGC1 and ESRR induced regulator, muscle 1 (gene PERM1). Gene Ontology annotation, cellular component: nucleus; cytoplasm. NCBI's taxonomy places the organism in Eukaryota, Metazoa, Chordata, Mammalia, Primates, Cercopithecidae. The record is from RefSeq and is a predicted model, not a curated record. Gene Ontology annotation, biological process: response to muscle activity; regulation of DNA-templated transcription.